Molecule: messenger RNA, 3348 nt
Organism: Caenorhabditis remanei
Lineage: Eukaryota; Metazoa; Nematoda; Chromadorea; Rhabditida; Rhabditidae
Exons: 10
Coding region: 1-3348 (1115 amino acids)
Cellular component (GO): NuA4 histone acetyltransferase complex
Molecular function (GO): protein binding
Source: RefSeq, a predicted model, not a curated record
AUGGCUUACCGUUUCGGUAGAAGCAACUGGCAAGACUCUGAUCGUCUGAACUUGAUGAAAGUUUGUUUGAAACAUGCAUCUUGGAAUGAAAGACUGAUGGAACUGAGGACUAUCUAUGCGGAAGAAAAGUAUCACCCUGCAUAUUUUACAGAACAUGCAUGUCGCGAUGAACUCGAACGAAUUAUAGCGCUACCAACGCCGAACGUUCGUAUUGAAGUGUCACCAACGUUUUCGUACAGCAGAAAGCUUAUAAUGACCAAAUGGGCUGAGUACUUUGAAUCUGAAGUAAACAAGAAAAAAAGUGCGCAAACUGAGCUCAGUAUGGUACAAGUUAGGAACAAUUUGCGAUUAAUGCAGGAGGCGAUGGAUCCGAAUGUAUCUGAGGAGAGAAAAGCAGAAAUUCUCGAUAUGCUCCUACUUGAAGUUGAAGAUCAAAAAGAUGAUGGCUCCUUCAGAAGAAUAGUUGGGUCGCUGACUACCGCAAUGGAGGAUAUUUUGUUAGAUUACGAUGAAGAAUCUAAUUUUAAAACACUUGUGUUACCACCGACAAAAGAACCUGACGAGAAUAUGGAAGAUGGAACUAGAGGAUAUCUGACUCCUACUCAUUCAGCUUCCUCAUUUGAUAUGAGUUUCUUCUCUCCACCACCGCCUCCAACGCCACAAAAACCCAUGCGUACUAUGCCUGAAGCUCUUCGUGACGCUGUUCCGCUUGCUGACCCUGAGCCGGAAGAUGUCGUAAUUGUUCCUCCUAUUGCGGAUUUACCAGAUAAUAUUCUGGAACCAGCGACAACGCCGCCUAGAAGAGGGCUGAAUGCUGGGCAAGUAGAAGAUAAAGAGGGCUUAGCGGAUAAAGUUGAAGCCGAAAGAGAUGUAGGAAGCGUUGAAGACAGAAAAGCGGAACGAGAUGAAGAAUUACCAGGAAAAGAAGAAAAAGAAGUGGAACCAGAGCAAGAAGAAGUUCAAGAGCAGAAAGAGAAAAAAGAUGAUACUGAGGAUGACAAGAAUAACGUACAAGAUGAAGAUGAAGACGAAGAAAUCUUAGACCAACCAACUCCUUCGAAAAAAGAAGUUAUUCCAGCGCAACCAAUUACCGAGUCUGAGGUUUCGCAGAAAGUUCAUCAAAGUGAUAGACCGCCUUCACCGAUGGAUGUAGAUAUGAAAGAUAUAAAAGAAGAAACGGAAGCUCAAUCCCCAUCAGAUGAAUCUCCAUCUGAGCAAAUCGUUUCUACACCUUCAAGUUCCUUGCGUUCUCGUGGUCGCCCAAGACUGCAGUCAAACGCAAGCUCCACCUCGACAUCGAAUAACACAAAGAAAUCCGAAAAAGCGGAAGCUUCAAGAGAUGAAACUCCAGAAGCGCAACUUUCUCAAGGCAAGAGGCGUGCACAAGACAGAUCACAAGAACCCUCCACUAGCAGUUCUGCCAAAAAGUCUAGAAGAGGGUCAGUACUUCCAAUAAGCAGCCGUAAACAAUCAAAAGACGGAGAAGAACCAUCAUUAAUUGAAGUGUUUCGUCAGGGAGUGCAAACUGAUAUUGUUAUCCGUAGAGCUGUUUCUGCUACUUUGAAUCGUAAAAGAGCCCCUCAAGCUACUGAAGAUCCAAAGCGUUCGGCGUCGAGUGCUUCAUCUACAACCCCAAUGAGAACAACAUCGCCUACAGGACAUCCAGCAAGAAACAGUUCUGUCGGUGGUUAUGCGUUUUCAGAUGUUGGAGUUCAGACUAACCUGAGAAUUGAGAUAGAAAAACAUGAAGUUAUCGAAUUGAGAGUAGAAUCGUGUCAAUCCUUCCGUUCUAUGCAAAUUGACAGUAAGAACCCAAUCAUUGUUAAUAUGGAAACUUGUAACGAAAUUGACAUGGAGAACGCUAGACUUCAUGAGAAUAACGACGAUAUGGGAAAACGUCCGUCAAAGGCGGAUGGAAGACGCGAAAUUACGUUUAUUAUUGACUCAGAUGAUGCUACUGGACAACAACUCAUCGAUGAAAAAUCAUUCCAAAAAGCUUCGAUGGCCUUCGAUGUUCCUGCUGGUUUGUCUCCAAUCAAGCGUAGAGAUAGGAACAAGGUGGAGAGCAUGAAGGUCAAGUUACUCGCAUUGCAUCGUAUCAUUUAUGAUUGUGAAUGGGCGGAGGCAUUCAAAAGGCCUGUGCCUACAACUGAAGCAAAGUACGCUAUUGGAGUGCUGGACCGUGUCGAUCUGAGUUUGAUAAAAAGAGAAAUUGAUUCCGGAAAGAUUAAUAAUAUCCCGCUCUUCUUACUGCGAUGUUAUCGUAUGCUUUCGAAUGCUGUGAUGUUUAAUGGCUAUGAUCAUGAUGUUUGCAUUCAAGCUAAAAACAUUGCCAAAGACAUUAUGCCGACUAUUGGAGUCGAGCAAGCAGAAGAAAAACGCUUCGAUAAUAUGAGCCCAUCCGCUGGACCCAGUGAAGAACGUGACGUUCCCUCGAGCAGACCAUCAAUGGAACUAGAUUCCUCCUCAACAAUAAAUGACUCUGAAUCUUCCGGAAUGAAUAGUUCAAGACUUCAAAACGUUGAAGGAGCUGUAUUGGCCAGUGGGGGCCCAACCCCUACUAGCACAACACAAUCCGAAAUGGACGAUCUUCAAUUUGAGGACACAGGAAACUUACCGUUGCCUAGCACAAUGCAGCAACAUCUCCAAAUGAAACUCGGCAAGGCUACCGAUAUACAAAAGACUCCAUCUCGUGGUGGUCUUGGAAUGAUAGUUAACGAAUCGAAAACGCCAGGAGCCAGAUCACUUCAGAGUUUGACAUCUGCUCGGAAGGCAACGUCGUCAGUUAUGAAAAAAACUGUUCCAACCAACAUUGGAUUCGAGAUUUUCCAAGAUGAACAAGAGGAUAUUGUUAUGGAAGAACAACAACCGCUAAAACAAAAAGAGAUCGAAAAAACGCCAUGCUCGCCAAUCGACACUGUUGACCGAUACCAGAAAUCAGAUUCUUUAUGUGAUAUUAUUGCUGACGAUAUGCUCAAUUGGUCAGAUCAAGAUGUUGUUCUUUUCGACGAGGAGCCUCGUAGUGAUUUCAUCGAUCCGAAGGUUGUCGAAGCAGAAGAAAUGGCAAAACUUGGAGUGGAAGAAUGGGAUGAGUAUCCACCCAUUGAUACUGCUUCUAGAAUUGCCGAUGACUUCAAUUACCCGAUUAGUUUGGAUGAGUUCAAAUAUGAGCCUGAUGUCGAGUUGGAAGAGGGAGACUAUCCACCCAUUACUAAUGCACAAGAAAUUGAAUGGAAUCCUGAAGAAUGGAAGAAAAUUUCUGAUCGUUUAAUGGAAUCGUCUUAUGACGUUUAUGAUCUGAUUGCUGAAGAAGCAGCAAUUGCUGAAGACGCAGCUAUUCCUAUCUGA